AGCAUCACUGAACUGGUGCAGUGCAAAAGCGCUCGCUCAUCCUCACCGAUGGUGUGCAGAACAAGGGGGACAUAAAAAUCCUUUUCUUAAAACAAACACACAAAAAAAAAAAAAAAAACCCCACAACAAAAAAUUCAUCAUGAGCUACGAUUCCUACAUCUCCUACCGCCGCCCUUGGGACAGCUACAAAGGCUCCCGAACCAAAUCCUCCAUGUCUUCCUCUUUCUACUCGUCUUCCCGAGCUCCUCCACCGCCAGGGAAGAGGAUCCUGAGGACGGCCUCGUCCUCGCUGCCGGACGGGUCCCAGAGGAUGGACCUGGCUCAGGCCAGCUCCCUCAACACGGAGCUGCUCGGGGUGAGGUCCCAGGAGAGGGCUCAGCUGGUGGACCUCAACGACCGCUUCGCCACGUACAUCGAGAAGGUGAGACACCUGGAGCUGCAGAACCGGGCCCUGCUGGCCGAGCUGGACGCGCUGAAGAGGCGGCAGAGCGACCCGUCCCGCCUGCAGGGGCUUUACGAGGGGGAGGCGCGGAGCCUGAGGGCCAUGAUCGAUUCGGAGAGCGGCGAGAAGAUGCGCAUGGAGGCGGAGAGGGACUAUCUGCGGGACGUGUACGAGCAGAUGAAGGAGCGCUGCGAGGAGGAGGCGAGGCGGCGCGUGGACGCCGAGGAGGCUCUGCAGAGGGCCCGGGAGGAGGCGAGCCGGGCCGUGGUCUACAACUGCGACGCCGAGGCCACCGUGGCGUCCCUGUCCGACGAGAUGGCGUUCCUGAAGAAGGUGUUCGCGGAGGAGCAGGCGGAGCUGCAGGCGCAGCUGCAGGUGGCCAGCAUCAGCGUGGACGUGGAGGUGUCCCGGCCCGACCUGUCCAGCGCCCUGCGGGACAUCCGGGCCCAGUACGAGCGGCUGGCGCACAAGAACAUGCAGGCGGCCGAGGAGUGGUACCAGAGCAAGUUCGCCAGCGUGGCGGAGAUGGCGAGCAAGAACAACGAGGCGGUGCACGCCAUCCGGGAGGAGACGCAGGAGUACCGGAGGCUGCUCCAGUCCCGCUCGUCGGAGAUCGACGCGCUCAGGAACGUCAUCAACUCCCUGAACAAGCAGCUGGAGGAUCUGGAGGAGACGCAGGCCAAGGAGGUGACGAAGUACCAGAUGAGGAUCAGCGAGCUGGAGCAGGACAUCGCCGAAGCCAAGCAGGAGAUGGCUCGAUACCUGAGAGAGUACCAGGACCUCCUCAACGUGAAGAUGGCUCUCGAUAUUGAGAUCGCUGCGUACAGGAAACUUCUGGAGGGGGAGGAGAUUCGACUGGCUUACCCUUCCCUCCCAGGGCUCAUUUAGAAUUAAAAGCCACCAACCCGGCGUAAAACCUUCAUCCUCUCUCAUUUCUUUGACAUCCUCCCCUUCAUCGUCUUUCCUCCCCCCCCCCCCAAAAAAAAUACCCCCUCCCACACAUUUCAUUCCUUCCUCCUCCCAAAACUAAAAAAAACGCUCAUCUUUCUCAAGACAGCUGCGCCCUUGUGCUAAACAAGAGGUCCAACAAACAAGAAGUCCCCCUUCUUCUACACACGUUCUGACACCACACAUCAAGAAGACGGCGAACGUGGAAAAAAACGCAGAGUGGCUGCACUGCAUUAGUUACGCAAAGCUACGUCGAGACGGACGGACGCGUUGUUGUUGUCGUUUCUUGGUCGAGUUCCUCCCGUUUUUUUCGUGCACAUUAGUUAAACAACAGAGUUAAACAUUUGACCUUAUAAAUAAAUAAAAAAAAAGCCUCACUGUGCAAACAUUUGACCAAUUGUUUGUGACGGAGGACGAAAAACUAAGAGUAGAAGCUCGUGUUUGAGGAACUCCACCAAUAAAUGACACGACAUCCUGGUUCUGUGGUAGUAGUAGUAGUAGUCAGUGAACCAGUAACCUUAAAAUCUUCCUUUCAAUGCGUUAGAAACCCAUUGUUUCGUUUUUUAGUUCGUCUUCCUCCGCUUUUACACUUGCAGGAAGCUUUAAGUUCUUCCUUGUGCACGUGCAAAUGCGGUGGAGGGUAAAAACGUUACUGGUUCCCCCCGUUUUUAAUCGAGCAGUGUGUCUCUCUCAUGCUAGAUUUUUCAUUUGAAGCUUAGUUGUGAAACUGAAAGAUAAAGUGCAGGGGCUCCUUGUUGUCUGUCUGCUAAACCUAGACCUAGAUGGUGCUUUACAUCUCUGAAACUAAUACAAAGUCUGCACCAUUACACGCUCGGUGUCCAUGUAACAGCCGGCAACAAGCUGAAUAAACAUAUAACUGACCUGCAA
Mugil cephalus (flathead mullet) is the source of this 2278-nucleotide messenger RNA. RefSeq lists its product as uncharacterized. Gene Ontology annotation, cellular component: axon; postsynaptic intermediate filament cytoskeleton; cytoplasm. The transcript has 3 exons. Gene Ontology annotation, molecular function: structural constituent of postsynaptic intermediate filament cytoskeleton. The record is from RefSeq and is a predicted model, not a curated record. Gene Ontology annotation, biological process: neurofilament bundle assembly. Lineage: Eukaryota; Metazoa; Chordata; Actinopteri; Mugiliformes; Mugilidae. Bases 140 to 1330 code for a protein of 396 amino acids.